CCCCUGGAGAAUAAUGGGCUGAAAUGUGGAGAGGCUCAGCACAAGGAACGCACACAGAGUAGCGCGGCUUUUCCACAGACACACAGGAACCAGCGGUGUCUCCCCAGUCGUGCCACUGUGCACACAGAAUGAAUAUUUUCUUCAAUGUGAGGGGGACAGUUGUGAGGCAAAUAGCAGAGGACAGAGCAGCUGUUACAGAGCCAGUGAUGAACCCUCCACGCCGAUCAUCGAGUUCCCUCGGUGACAGGCCAUCCACUGAGACCGUGCAGAAAAACAACAGCAGCAACUCUGGUGUUAUUCUGGACAUCUCAGCUCUCAAGAUGGCCGAUGUGGAUUCAGGGGUGCCUCCGCUCCCACCUCGUUACCGAUUCAGGGACUUGCUGCUGGGGGACCAGACAUUUCAGAAUGAUGACAGGUAUCAGGAGGAGUACAGUAUGGACUCAACCAAUGCCCAGGUUCAGGUAGAGUUCUAUGUGAACGAAAACACCUUCAAGGAGAGGCUAAAGCUUUUCUUCAUCAAAAACCAAAGGUCAAGCCUGAGGAUCCGCUUGUUCAACUUCUCACUGAAGAUUCUCACCUGUGCCCUCUACAUAUUAAGAGUCAGCUUGGAAGAUCUGAAGGAGAAAAAUGGGAGCCCAUGUGCAAUGAAUCGAAGCAAUGGUUGGAAUGAUACAUCAGAGCCACCACAAAUCAAAUGGGAACGCAUUUUCUGGGUGAACAGACGAGAGUCUGUGUGGGCAAUACAGGUGACAGUGGCCUUAAUCAGUUUUUUGGAGACUAUGCUUAUCACAUAUCUCAGCUACAAGGGAAACAUUUGGGAGCAGAUCUUCCAGAUUUCCUUCAUACUGGAAAUGAUCAACACAGUGCCAUUUAUAAUCACAAUUUUCUGGCAUCGAUUAAGAGACAUAUUCGUCCCUGUGUUUCUUAACUGCUGGCUAGCCAAAGGUGCUCUGGAGAAUAUGAUUAAUGAUUUCCAUCGUGCCAUCCAAAGGACCCACUCUGCCAUGUUUAAUCAGGUGUUCAUCCUCAUCUGCACCUUACUGUGUCUGGUUUUCACCGGGGCUUGCGGGAUCCAGCAUCUAGAGAGAGCUGGGAAGAACUUGACCUUAUUUGACUCGUUCUAUUUCUGCAUCGUUACUUUCUCCACCGUGGGCUACGGGGACGUCACGCCACAAAUCUGGCCCUCCCAGCUGCUGGUGGUCAUUCUCAUCUGUGUUGCCCUGGUGGUCCUGCCACUACAGUUUGAAGAACUAGCAUACCUGUGGAUGGAGAGCCAGAAGUUGGGGGGGAACUAUAGUCGACAUCGGGCGCAGACAGAGAAGCACGUGGUGCUGUGUGUCAGCUCGCUGAAGAUAGACCUGCUGAUGGAUUUCCUCAACGAGUUCUACGCUCAUCCCAGAUUACAGGACUAUUAUGUGGUGAUUUUGUGCCCGACAGAGAUAGACAUUCAAGUUCGUCGAAUUCUCCAGAUCCCCCUGUGGUCCCAGAGGGUUAUCUACUUGCAAGGAUCUGCUCUCAAAGACCAGGACCUGAUGAGGGCCAAGAUGGACGAUGCUGAGGCCUGCUUCAUCCUGAGCAGCAGGAACGAAGUCGACCGAACGGCAGCUGAUCACCAGACUAUUUUGAGGGCAUGGGCUGCAAAAGACUUUGCUCCAAACUGCCCUCUCUACGUACAGAUUCUCAAACCAGAAAAUAAAUUUCAUGUUAAGUUUGCUGAUCAUGUAGUUUGUGAAGAGGAGUUCAAGUACGCUAUGUUGGCACUCAACUGUGUGUGUCCAGCCACGUCCACUUUAAUUACCCUGUUGGUUCACACCUCCAGAGGACAGGAGGGGCAGUUAUCACCGGAGCAGUGGCAGAGGACAUAUGGACGCUGUUCUGGAAACGAGGUCUACCACAUCCGCUUGUGUGACAGCAAGUUUUUUGGGGAGUACGACGGAAAGAGUUUCACCUAUGCUUCCUUCCACGCCCACAAGAAGUAUGGCGUGUGUUUGAUUGGAGUUAAAAGAGAGGACAACAAAAGCAUCCUCCUGAACCCCGGACCUCGCCACAUCAUGGCUGCCACCGAUACCUGCUACUACAUCAACAUCACCAAGGAAGAGAACUCUGCUUUCAUCUUCAAGCAAGAGGAGAAGCACAAGGGCCUGCCUGUCUCCGGGCUCUAUGACGCCCCCUCAAGGCUACCUGUGCACAGCAUCAUCGCCAGCAUGGUUGAUCAGGCCACUUCAUUUGGCACCGUAGCCAUUGACCUGCAGCAUCCCGAUCCUCCUGAGGAAACCGGCAAACUUGCCCUCCCAACAGAGAACGGAGCUGGAAGCCGCCGACCGAGCAUCGCCCCCGUUCUGGAAAUCGCUGACUCCUCCUCCAUCCUGCCCUGCGACCUCCUCAGUGACCAGUCAGAGGAUGAGACCAACCAAUCAGAUGAGGAAGGCUCUGUAGGUUCAGACUUUGUGAAGGGCUAUCCCCCCAACUCACCCUACAUCGGCAGCUCUCCAACCCUGUGCCACCUCCUACCACAGAAAGCUCCGUUCUGCUGCCUUCGCCUCGACAAGGGCUGCACACAUAACAGCUUCGAGGAUGCCAAGGCAUACGGCUUCAAGAAUAAGCUGAUUAUAGUGUCUGCAGAGACGGCCGGAAAUGGUCUCUACAACUUCAUCGUCCCUCUGCGGGCUUAUUAUCGGCCCAGAAAAGAACUCAACCCCAUAGUGCUGCUACUGGACUACCCGCCAGACAACCAUUUCUUAGAGGCCAUUUGCUGCUUUCCAAUGGUUUACUUCAUGGCCGGCACAAUUGAUAACUUGGACAACCUGCUGCAGUGUGGUAUCAUCUAUGCUGACAACUUGGUCGUUGUGGACAAGGAGAGCACUAUGAGUGCUGAGGAAGACUACAUGGCAGAUGCCAAGACCAUCGUCAAUGUCCAGACAAUGUUCAGGUUGUUCCCCAGUCUCAGCAUCAUCACUGAGCUCACGCAUCCAUCCAACAUGAGGUUCAUGCAGUUCAGAGCCAAGGACUGCUACUCACUCGCACUCUCCAAACUGGAAAAGAACUGCUGUAAUUCUUCGUGGCAUAGAUUCACACAGCUGCUACAGAUUUGGCUGCACAUCCAUGAUGACAAUUUCCUGUUCUACCACAUCCCAAAGAUAGAGCGUGAUAAGGGCUCCAACCUGGCUUUCAUGUUCCGGCUGCCGUUUGCUGCAGGCAGAGUGUUCAGUAUCAGCAUGCUGGAUACACUACUUUACCAGUCAUUUGUCAAGGACUACAUGAUUGCCAUCAUCAGGCUUCUCCUUGGUCUGGACACCACGCCUGGUUCUGGGUACCUAUGUGCUAUGAAGAUCACAGAGGAGGACCUGUGGAUCAGGACCUACGGCAGACUCUUCCAGAAACUUUGCUCCUCCAGCGCUGAGAUUCCCAUCGGGAUCUACCGGACCGAGUCGCAUAUGUUCUCGACCUCAGAGUGCAGGGACAGUAAUGCACAGUCUCAGGUGUCCAUCAACGUGGAGCAGGGUGAGGAGCACCGUGAUCGUGGAGGAUCCUGGAAGGAGAAGACGGGCUACAGAAACUCCACCACGAGUGACCAAUCGGAGCACCCGCUGCUAAGGAAGAAGAGCAUGCAGUGGGCUCGGCGGCUGAGCAGGAAGAACGUCAAACCGUCGACCAGAGCGGAGCGCAUCUCACAGCAGAGACUGAAUCUGUAUCGGCGCUCCGAGCGACAGGAGCUGUCCGAGCUGGUCAAGAAUCGCAUGAAGCACCUGGGCCUCCCCACUGUGGGAUACGAGGAUGUUUCUAAUCUCACUGCGAGCGAUGUCAUGAAUCGAGUAAAUCUAGGAUAUUUGCAAGAGUUGCAGGACAUUUCAGAGCACCCGUAUUCAGAGGGGACCAGGCUGUCAGGUUAGCUGGUUGAUCACAGUACUGCAACUUUACUGCAUGAGUGUGAGUGUGCGUGUGUUUUUUAUGUGAGUGUGUCCCCUGCCAGAGUCAGCAGUAGGUCAGCAGCAAGUCUCUCACUCUACUCUCUCCCUCUCUUUUUCGAUCUCUAUCUGGUCUUUCUGCAUUGUGUUCCUGUGAGGUGACGUCCCAAAUGGCUAGAGUACUGCAGGGCAUCAGAGUAUGGCUUAAAGAGUGGAGCGGAGUGCAUUAUGUCUGUGGAUGGAAGGAUAGAUUGUAUUCUAUAAAUGUAUAAAAGACGACGAGUGUCGGAGGUGGUCUGAUGUAGAAAGUAAACAUGUUGGAGGAAGCGGGGCUCUUUUCCUCCUCCAUGUCUGUUACUUUCACAUGUCAGUGCACCUCAGAGUGUAUUAACUUUAUGCCAUGGCCACUUCCCCAAAGAAGUCAAGUUUGAGCUGAUUGUAGUCAGUUUGAGCUCUUUUACCCCUCAGCGUUUUUGCUCUGGUAAUAUAUCUUGUGGUUCUGUACUCCUGCACACUGGAGUGCUCUCAAUUUUAUUUAAAGAGCAACUUAACAUUCACCGAAAAUAUUGUUUUUUUUAGCGACUUCCAGUGGUUUAACUUCUCGCUUUAGUGUAGUUAUGCAAAAUGUGCACGCCAAGAGCACUGUGUGGAAAGAAUAAAUAGAGAGGGAGGAAAUAAAAAUCAGAAUAUAAAGGCGGGUGAUACUGAAAGACUGUAACACUCUGCUGGCAGGGUGGAACAAAAUUAUUCCAAAGAUAUUUUCCUUCACGGCCAUAACACACCAGUCUAAAGUCUUACAGCGGUGUUCGAUUGGGUUGAGUUCUGGUGACUGUAAGGAUGAUAACAUAUGUUUCACACACAGACUCGCUAUAAUGUGGACAUUAUGCUAGUGGCUCUUAAAAGCAAAGCCAGCAAGGAUGUGUCAUCUCAGUAUUAGCAGGGGGCAACUCCUCUGGCUCCAGAAAGAAAUCUGAUUGUAGAAGUCUGUAGGAAAUGACCCAAGUGCUCUCUGGUGACUUCAGAAAAUGCUUUUCUAAUGAGUUUACUGUCGUAAUCGAUGGUUCCAAGUCUUAUUUAACUCAGCACAUGUAAAUUAUGGCCCCCAUUAGAGCCUGAAAGGGCAAUAAAACCAGGGUAUGCUUUCAGACAGGCCUGCCUCAUGAUUGGAAAAUCUCUUUUGAAUGUGGAGCGUCCUUUAGUUUCUCAUUUCAUUUUAAAUACACAGUCUAUGGAUUCACAACAUUUUCAUACUUAUAAAAGUGCUUUGUGGUCAUCUUGUUUGAGGCCAGCUUUUGAACCAUAAAGAUAAAGGUGCUCCCUCAGAACAAAUGAUGACGCACGGCAUAAAAGAGGAUCGAACAGGAUUCGGUUCUUUUCCUGUAAUUUGUUUCACACGUUUGAGCUAAAAAUCGAAGGUUUCUAAAUUAGAACAAGACCAAUCUGUAGUUAUUUUAGUACCACAAUAACUAAAUGACUACAUGCUAAAUUGCUACAUUGAAAACUAGGAUUUUGAUUAAUGGGAAAAAACACGGACCCUAAUAAAUGGGAAUAAUAGGAACGCAAGCAAAAAGAGACCAACUUAAACGCUGACCAGUCCAGAAUCAUGUUUCCAGAGUUGGAUAAUUACCAGUGUC
Molecule: messenger RNA, 5539 nt
Organism: Pundamilia nyererei
Lineage: Eukaryota; Metazoa; Chordata; Actinopteri; Cichliformes; Cichlidae
Gene: kcnt1b
Product: potassium sodium-activated channel subfamily T member 1b
Exons: 35
Coding region: 129-3890 (1253 amino acids)
Biological process (GO): potassium ion transmembrane transport
Cellular component (GO): plasma membrane
Molecular function (GO): outward rectifier potassium channel activity; intracellular sodium-activated potassium channel activity
Source: RefSeq, a predicted model, not a curated record